This is a messenger RNA of Staurois parvus, 418 nucleotides long. The record is from the annotation of a GenBank genome assembly. NCBI's taxonomy places the organism in Eukaryota, Metazoa, Chordata, Amphibia, Anura, Ranidae.
ACGUGCGCUGCUCCAUAAGCGUGCAGCACGGAGAUCGGUGUGGAUCACCGAUCAAUGGAAUGAGCCAUAGGUGUCGACUCUGUCAUGUGAUCAGCUGUGUCCAAUCACAGCUGAUCAUAUGGGACAUGUACACUGAUCAUCAGGGCGCUGAUGAUCAGUGUGCCCUGAUGAUCAGUGUAGUCCCAUCAGUGUCACCUGUCAGUGUCCAUCAAUGCCACAUCUGAGCUGCCUUUCAGUGCCACCUAUCAGUGCCAGUCAGUGCCGCCUAUCAGUGCCCGUCAGUGCUGCCUAUCAGUGCCUCCUAACAGUGCCAGUUAGUGUCGCCUAUCAGUGCAAGUCAGUGCCGCCUAUCUGUGCCACCUAUCAGUGCCGCCUAUCAGUGCCAUAUAUGAGUGCUGCCUUUCAAUGCCCAUCAGUG